Musa acuminata AAA Group (dessert banana) is the source of this 1984-nucleotide messenger RNA. Its product is annotated as serine/threonine-protein kinase Nek6-like. The transcript is spliced from 13 exons. Gene Ontology annotation, biological process: protein phosphorylation. The coding region runs from base 129 to 1799 and encodes 556 amino acids. The record is from RefSeq and is a predicted model, not a curated record. Lineage: Eukaryota; Viridiplantae; Streptophyta; Magnoliopsida; Zingiberales; Musaceae. Gene Ontology annotation, molecular function: protein serine/threonine kinase activity; ATP binding.
GGAGGAGGCGUAAUUAUCGCCCACCGGCUCACGGCCAACGCGUGAUCCGGAUCCGACCGCUCUGAUGGCGCCGUGAUCUCCUUUAAGUGUGUCUUGUGUUGUAGCCUUCUCUGUCACCCUGCUUUAAAAUGGUUCCGAAAGGCAUCGGAUCGACCGCGGAGGAGGAGAUGGAAGCAGGCGGGGAAGAGUCGUACGAGGUGGUGGAGCAAAUCGGGAGAGGGGCUUUCGGCUCCGCCUUCCUCGCGGUCCACAAGACCGAGCGAAAGAGGUACGUGAUGAAGAGGAUCCGAUUGGCGAAGCAGACGGAGAAGUUCCAGCGCACCGCUUACCAGGAGAUGGCUCUGAUCGCGAGUUUGAGCAACCCUUACAUCGUAGAGUACAGAGAUGGAUGGGUGGAGAAGGGAAGCUCCGUAUGCAUUGUGACCGGUUACUGCGAAGGAGGAGACAUGGCUGACAGAAUAAAGAAAGCCAGAGGAAUCUUAUUCUCCGAAGAAAGGGUUAGCAAAUGGCUGACGCAGUUGCUUUUGGCUGUGGAUUACCUCCAUUCCAACCGUGUGCUCCAUCGUGAUCUCAAGUGCUCUAACGUGUUUCUCACAAGGGACGACGACGUUCGACUUGGUGACUUUGGACUCGCAAAAUUGCUUAAUGCACAAGAUCUUGCUUCUUCGGUUGUCGGCACUCCGAACUACAUGUGCCCUGAGAUACUAGCUGACAUACCCUAUGGAUACAAAUCGGAUAUUUGGUCACUCGGUUGUUGCAUGUUUGAGAUAGCAGCACAUCGUCCGGCCUUCAGAGCUCCCGAUAUGCAAGGAUUGAUUAAUAAAAUCAAUAGGUCAUCCAUCGCCCCGAUGCCUGCCAUAUACUCUUCUUCACUGAAGAGGUUGAUCAAAUGCAUGCUCAGAAAGAAUCCGGAACAUAGACCUACGGCUGCAGAAUUGCUGAGAGACCCCCAUUUGCAGCAGUAUCUUGCUGCGUCGUGGAAUCCUUCUCCUCUGUACCUUCCCAUAAAGUCAAACAACAACGGUGCACAAGAGAAACAGGGAAGAAGGCGAAGCUACAGGGAGUUGCAUGGUGGAAAAGUCGACCAUGGGUGCACUGAGGCAGGAGAAGUUGCACCGACGGAACAAUUGGUAAGACAGAUCAAUGCGGGCCCAUCAAACGAUAUCCUGGCCUUGGACCUGAGUCAUGACGAGAUCAAGAGAAUCGAUCCUGGUAGCUCGAAGAUUUCACUCAGCCGCAUUGCCGCAGUCCACGUCGCAGAUGAGCGAGAGAAGCUAAGCGAACAAAACCUCGUUAAGAUGGCUGCCGCGGCUGAUACGCUCAUAAAGAACGAAGAACCCGAGUUAGAAAUGGAGGCCGCUGAGCCAUUCGUGGGAUCAAAAGCGAUGAAGUCUAAUACUGAGUCCGUACACCGCGAACCAUCGGCGAGCAGCAGCAACAAGGAAGAGGGGCCAAAGAGAGCUGUCAGCAUUCCUCUCUCUCAAAGAGCCAAAACCGAUGCCGAUGACGUGGUCGGCGUUGCCGAAGAAACCUCAUCGGUCAGCACCAUCACGCUGCCUCAUGCGGAUAACGCACAGGCGGAGUGGGAGAGCUUGAAUACAAUUCAGCAGAGAGCUAAUGCUCUGGAGUCUCUGCUUGAGCUAUGUGCGCAGCUGCUACAACAGGAGAGGCUAGAGGAGCUGGCUGGUGUGCUCAGACCGUUUGGGGAAGAAGCAGUGUCAUCCAGAGAGACAGCAAUCUGGUUGACCAAGAGCCUCAUGUCGGUGCCCAAACUUGGAUCGGAUCCCAGAAUCCAUUAGCGCCACUGCUUAUGCUUGGAUGAUCGCCCAGCUGCUGAGCUUUUUCGGAGGAAUCAAUAAGAUUCUUUUUAUUUACUUUCCACGUUCCAUGUAAUGAUUUUUUGAAUCUGUGUGAUGUUAACUGGAAUUAUAAGUCUGACCUAUUAAUAAAAGGAUUCAAACUAUAAAACAAUUUAGUUCUUCUA